Penicillium vulpinum is the source of this 1230-nucleotide messenger RNA. RefSeq names its product CCDC174 family protein. The transcript has a single exon. Bases 1 to 1230 code for a protein of 409 amino acids. Gene Ontology annotation, cellular component: nucleus. Lineage: Eukaryota; Fungi; Ascomycota; Eurotiomycetes; Eurotiales; Aspergillaceae. The record is from RefSeq and is a predicted model, not a curated record.
AUGCCUGCCGAUCAGGACUCCCUCUACGGGCAGCCCCGUUCGAAAAAGAACAAAACUGAACAAACCACCUCCUCAAGUCUCGCCUUCAGCUCUCAACUCUCUUCACUCAUCGCUCAAGAUGCAGCUUCCGCUUCGUCGCGUGGGCGCCAGCGUCCCUCCAAGAAUCCAAAGUCAGAUAUAUUUUCAAAGCACAACAAAGGCAGUCAGAAGCGCGCAGCUGCCGAUCUCGCAGAUGACAACAGAGCCCUCAAGCAAGUCCACAGGAGCACCCAGGACAUUGGCUCCGUCGACGCCAACACGCUUGGUCGGUCUCGACGCCGCAUGCAGGAAAAAGCACGCCUUUAUGAUGAUAUGAAGAAGGGACUACAUCUUGCCGUUGACAGUGAUGAUGAUGACAUACCGACUGAUCCAUCCGACCCGGACGCCUACCUUGCCCGACUACGACGUAAGGAGAAAGACGUAUUGGUUGAUUUUGAUCUCAAACAUGCAAACGAGGAGUCGCUCCAGCAAGAUGAGUCCGAUGACGACAAUGCAUCCAUUAUUUCCUACGAAGACGAAUUUGGCCGUUCUCGCCGUGGCACUCGUGCCGAAGCUGCCGAAGCUUCUCGCGCCAAGGAUGAAGAAGCAGGUGGCAAAGCUGCCCAAGAACGCUGGCGCCCUGCUCGUCCUGACAAUUUAAUUUACGGAGAGGCCAUUCAGAGUGAAGCCUUUAAUCCCGAUGCUAACAUUGCGUCGCACAUGUCCCAUCUUGCUGCUCGUCGUGACCGCUCACCUACCCCACCAGAGAAGAAGCAUUACGACGCCGAAGCAGAGGUUCGCAACCGUGGAACUGGAUUCUAUAACUUUUCCACCGAUGAGGAGGAGCGCAAGAAGCAGAUGGAUGAACUCCGGAUUUUGCGAGAGCAUACUUUAUUCAAGCGGAAAACGGUCGAAGAACGGAUGGCUGAGCGCGAGGCUCACAUACAGUGGCGACUCAAAGAGAUCAGGCGACUUCAUGACGAGCAGGUAGAGAGAUUGCGCCUAGAGGAGCUUGAGGCCGAACGCAAUCCACCCAAGCCAAAAGAAAAGUCUCCGCCUAAGCCUAAGCCACCCCCCACAAAACGGUUGUUCCCCAAGUCAGAUACCCCAUUUGACCCAACCACAUGCCCACUAUGGCGACGCUACAUGGUCACAGUAUAUCCUGACCCAGACGAUAUUGCCGAGUCUGCGAAGAACAAGGACAAAUCCUAG